AGUAUCAGCAACAGCAACAUCAACAUCAACAUCAAUAUAAUCAUUACGAUCAUCAUGGACAACAAAAUAAUAAAACUACUACUGCUAAACGAAAACAAUUCUCAACACAAUCUACACAAACAGUGAAAUCAGGUCCGGAAGAAAUAAUAACAGUUGUAAUGCGUCAAUCUGGAAGGCAUGCACUUUCACGAGCAAAACGUUUGUCAAAAGAUCGUCUUCAUCAUCCACAACAACAACAACAACAAGUGCAACAACAGAUGGAUCAUCAUCAAGGGGUGUGUUAUUCGAAAAAUCGAUGUUUAUCAUCAUCAUUACCUCCCACACGAAAUCAUCAUGUAAAUGGUAAAUGUUCUUCAUGUUGUCAUUGUUGUUAUUGUACUGGUAAUCAGAUGGAAUCAAGAUUAACACGAGAUAAAAAAUCUCGACAUAUCUCGAAACAUCAUUAUCAUCAUCAUCAAAAUUCAUCAAUGAAUGAAUGCCAUAGAUGUUGCCAUUCGAAUGUCAAUACCGGUGAUUGUAAAGGCCAUAAUAAUCAUAACCAUCGAAAACAAUCACAUCGAAGUACUUCAUCAAUUCGUCAUCAUCAUCAUAGAAAUCAUCAUCGUAAUAGUUUGAUCGAUUAUUAUAUCGAUGAUGAUGGUCAAAAUAACAUUGAUAACGGUAGUUUUUGUCAUACACCAUCAUCAACCGAACAUGUACAAACAGUUUACCCCGGUAUUAUUAUGGCUAACAACAAAUCAGGUCAACAUGACAUUAUUGAUCAUCGAUUAAAUAAUAAUAAUGGCAACCUGAUUCUGACAAACAGGAUACUAUAUUUGAAUGAUGGUAAUAACGAUGACAAAUGUUUAGAUUUAUUUAAUUUAGACAAUGAUGAUGAUGAUGACAACCACAACCACGAUCAUUGGACAGCAAAACAUCCAAUCCAGAUUAAUGACCAUAAUUCAGAUGUUGAUGAUGAAUCAACAACCGGUGUUAGCAGUAAUAAACUGGCAACAAGUUCACAAGAUACAACAUCCAGUUUGAUGACUGUCAAUUCAAAUGACAAUAAUCGUAUAUCGAGAUAUGAUAACCAUCAAUAUCAAAAUCAACAUUCUUCACCCGUAUCAACAAAUGGAAAUAUUUUCGUUAAUAAUUCAGUUAGUGUAAAGAUUGAAAUAGAAACAUCAUCAUCGAUGACAGCUACUGCAGAAAAUAGCGGUCAUCGACAAAUUAAUUGCCAUCAGAUUACCGAUGAUUCUUAUAGACAAUCAUCAAUGAUGGGCCAUAGACAACAACAACAACAGCAACAAUUAGUUGCUGGCGCCAUAUUUACCAACGGUACCUAUAGUCAAUUUGAUUUUGAUCAUGCACCAAAACAUUCAUCACAGAAUAUAAAUCCAAAUCCAGUGAAUGUUCAAAUUUUUCAUAAUAAUAACAUCAGCAACAACAACAACAACAACAACAAUCGGUUAUUAUAUCCACCAGAAUUAAAUUAUGCAAAUUCAGUGACCGCACUCAAAGAACAGAUUGCAAGGGCAAAGGCAAAUUUUUUUAAAGAAUCAUUACCACAACCAUCCACAACUACGUAGUGCCAACAGAUUUUCUUCUUUUUUUUUGUUUGCAAAAAAAAACGUUUUUUAUUAUUAUUUAAAUAAAAUAUAUAA
This is a messenger RNA of Dermatophagoides farinae (American house dust mite), 1643 nucleotides long. NCBI's taxonomy places the organism in Eukaryota, Metazoa, Arthropoda, Arachnida, Sarcoptiformes, Pyroglyphidae. The record is from RefSeq and is a predicted model, not a curated record.